AUUCAUCCACAACCUCCUACGCCCCAAUUCUUAUGUGAUGGAUAGAAUGCAAUUCUCGACGUUCUGAGUCUCUCUUUGCGUUCUGUGCCUAUGACUAGCAUAACCACUACUACCUCAACCUUAUCCUUUUCAUGUUCUACUAAAGUGAACAUCUUUCCCAUUUCUAUCCCUUUUCGCUCAAGAAUUCAUGUGCCCCGGAAAGGAAUCUUAACAUCUAUUAUCACUCUUAACCGGAAGUUGCCUAAACAAAAUGGGUCAAGUUUUGGUAUAUUCAGUUCACUCAAGGACUCUUCUGUAGAAGAUGCCCCAAACAUCAGUCCAUCCCAGAUUCAGGUCAAAACCAGUGUGUGGAAGUGGAAAGGUCACUCGAUCCGCUAUCAAUAUUCUGGGAGCACUGGUCCAGCUCUUGUUUUACUCCACGGUUUUGGAGCAAACAGGUCAACAUUGCUUCUAGUAAACUGUUUGAUAUAGUGACCAUUGGAGGAAAAACCUUCCUGUUCUAGCACAAGCACACCGAGUGUUCUCUAUUGAUCUUAUUGGUUAUGGUUACUCAGACAAACCAAAUCCGUGUGAAUUUGUUGAUCCUUUCUACACCUUUGAGACAUGGGCUAGCCAGCUUAAUGACUUCUGCAAUGAUGUUGUCAGUGACAAAGCCUUCUUUAUCUGCAACUCCAUUGGAGGGAUUGUUGGUCUUCAAGCUGCAGUGUUGGAACCUGGUAUAUGUAAAGGUGUUGUUGUUUUAAAUAUAUCCCUCCGUAUGCUGCAUGUAAAGAAGCAACCUUGGUAUGGAAGGCCGUUCAUUAGAUCCUUCCAGAGCUUGCUGAGGAAUACAGAAAUUGGCAAACUCUUCUUUAAAGCUGUUGCCACACCCAAAUCAGUGAGAAGUAUCCUUUGUCAGUGCUACCAUGACACAUCCCAGGUGACGAAUGAGUUAGUAGAAGCCAUCCUUCGUCCAGGACUUGAGCCUGGUGCUGCAGAUGUCUUUCUUGAGUUCAUAUGCUACUCUGGAGGGCCUCUUGCUGAAGAACUACUGCCUCAAGUAAAGUGCCCUGUUUUAGUCGCUUGGGGAGACAAGGAUCCAUGGGAGCCAUUAGAGCUUGGAAGAGCAUACAGUAAAUUUAAUACAGUUGAAGAUUUCGUUGUCCUCCCUGAUGUUGGCCACUGUCCUCAGGAUGAGGCUCCCCAUCUUGUAAACCCGCUAGUUGAGAGUUUUGUGUCCCGUCAUGCUGCAAGUUAAGAGUCAAGAUCAAAGAAAAGAAGAAAUCCUUGAUUAAUGUUUGUGCAAGUCUUGCCAUGCCUUCUGCUUCAAGCAUUAUGUGUGCAAACAGGGAGAAUUCCCCAAUUGUGCAUGUCUCUCACUGUAGUUGAAGUUACAUUGUCCUUCCUGUAUGUUACCAAAUUAAAUGUUAAUGAAACACAGUGAUGAAUGUAAAAACAUAUUCAAUCUUGAAUCAGUUAUCAGAUAUCAAACUGAUUCCCACUUUUUAAAAGUUAUAUUUUCCAUGAGUAACUAUGCACCUAGUUACUAGCAAAUAAAAGACCGGUGCUUGUGGUUA
Molecule: messenger RNA, 1556 nt
Organism: Cuscuta epithymum
Lineage: Eukaryota; Viridiplantae; Streptophyta; Magnoliopsida; Solanales; Convolvulaceae
Source: the annotation of a GenBank genome assembly